Nerophis lumbriciformis (worm pipefish) is the source of this 2873-nucleotide messenger RNA. It is a transcript of the gene srrt, whose product is annotated as serrate RNA effector molecule homolog (Arabidopsis). The record is from RefSeq and is a predicted model, not a curated record. Gene Ontology annotation, biological process: primary miRNA processing; mRNA processing. NCBI's taxonomy places the organism in Eukaryota, Metazoa, Chordata, Actinopteri, Syngnathiformes, Syngnathidae. Gene Ontology annotation, cellular component: nuclear body.
AUUACACUCCAGGCCAGCUGGUGGCGCUCUUCUGCAGCUUAACAUCAUCCACUGAAGAAGACGAGGAGGUCGAGGUCUUGUAAGCGCACCAACGCACACAAUUUAGGUAUUUAAGAUGGGCGACAGUGACGACGAGUACGAUCGCAGAAGAAGGGACAAAUUCAGACGUGAAAGAAGUGACUAUGACCGUUCCAGGGAGAGAGAAGACCGGCACAGAGAUGAUUGGAAUGAUCGGGAGUGGGACAGAGGCAGGGAACGGAGAAGCCGAGGAGAAUACCGGGAUUACGACCGAGGGCGAAGAGAGAGAUUCACCCCUCCCAGACAUGACAUGAGCCCCCAGCAGAAACGCAUGAGAAGAGAUUGGGAUGAUCAUGGUGGUGAUCCUUACCGUGGUGGGUACGACAUGGGCUACGGAGGUGGAGGAGGGCCAAGUUACGGCCCGCCACAGCAGUGGGGCCACCCUGACCUGCACCUCAUGCAGCCUCAUCAUGGCAUCCCCAUUCAAGCCAGACUGGGGAACAUCCACGACAUGGAUUUGGGUCCACCCCCUCCAAUAAUGAAGAGCUUUAAGGAGUUCCUGGUGUCUCUGGAUGAUUCUGUGGACGAGACCGAAGCGGUGAACCGCUACAAUGAGUACAAGCUCGACUACCGCCGGCAACAGAUGCAGGAUUUCUUCUUGGCUCACAAAGAUGAAGAGUGGUUCAGGUCUAAGUACCACCCAGAUGAGGCCAAUCGGCUCAAGUUGGAGGGACUGACGGCUCUAAACAACCGUUUGAAUGUCUUCAUGUUUCUGAUGGAAAAUGGCUGGUUUGACAACGUUUCCUUGGACAUCGAACAGACGCCAGCCAUCAUCAAGGUCCUAGAUGCAGCUGUGAUAAAGAUGGAAGGAGGGACGGAUCAUGAUCUUCGCAUCUUAGAAUUGCCAAUUGAGGAGCAGGAGGAAAGGGAAAAGUUAGUAUCUGGUGGAGCAGAAACUCAAAAGAGCGACAGCCACAAGAACAUGGAUGGGGACUGCAAACCUGCAGUGGUCAAAGACAAGGAUGAAAAGGCGGCGAUUGAUUCUGCUGUCAAUGAAAGGACUGCUGCAGGAGGCGAGGAUGUCAAAGAAGAGGCAAAGAUAGCGGCCGAGGAAAUAAUACCUGAACCCAAAAAGCCAAGGAGGAAGAGGAAGCGCAGCGCAGACAGUGACGAUGAAGCCAGCGCCUCUGAGAGCGAUUCUGACUCUGAAUCCGACUCUAACUCAGUUUGUUCUGAAAAAUCGGUUAAGAAAAAAGAGGUAGAAGACAACGAGGAGGAGGAGGAGGAGGAGAAAGAGAAAGGUGGAGACGAUAAACCAAAAUUGAAUGCUGAAGAGGAGGAGAAAGUGGAGAAAAAAGUUAAGGAUGACUCUCCUAGACCACGGCCUCUCCACAAGACGUGCUCUCUCUUCAUGAGGAGCAUUGCCCCCACCAUUUCCAAGGCUGAGAUUAUAGCUUUGUGUCGCAGGUACCCUGGCUUCCUGCGCGUCUGCCUGGCUGAUCCUCAUCCAGAUCGCAGGUUUUACAGGCGCUGCUGGGUGACAUUUGACCGCAGUGUCAACAUCAAAGAAGUCUGCUGGAAUCUUCAGAACAUUCGUCUACGGGACUGUGAGCUGGCACCAGGCGUCAACAGGGAUCUGGCGCGAAGGGUGCGCAACGUGAACGGCAUCACUCAGCACAAGCAGAUACUUCGGAAUGACAUCAAGUUGGCUGCCAAGCUCAUACGCUCCCUGGACGAGAAAGGAGAGCUGUGGUGCAGCCUGGCCCCGGAUGAGAGCCAAAGCACAGAGAAGACACAGAAUCCCAUCUUGAAGAAUAUAACUGAUUACCUGAUAGAGGAGGUGAGUGCUGAGGAGGAGGAGCUCCUUGGCUCCACUGGAGGGAUGGAUCAAGAAGAAAACACCAAGGAGGGACACUCAGCAGAGAUGACGGUGGAGAAAGAUGAGAAGCUUGCCAAGGUACUUGACCGCCUGGCCUUGUAUUUACGCAUUGUGCAUUCCAUCGAUUACUACAAUGCUUGUGAAUACCCGAGUGAAGAUGAGAUGCCGAACCGCUGUGGCAUGGUUCACGUCCGUGGACCUGUCCCGCCGAACCGUAUCUCAAACGGAGAAGUUCAACAAUGGCAGAAAGUAAUGGAGGAGAAGCUGAGUUCUUUGUAUAGUUCAAAAGAAACCCUGUCUGAGGAAGAGGCUGAGAAGAUGGGUCGCAAGGACCCCACUGAGGAGGUUGAAAAGUUUGUUUCUGCCAACACGCAGGAGCUCGCAAAAGACAAGUGGCUCUGUCCUCUCAGUGGCAAGAAGUUUAAGGGUCCUGAGUUUGUACGAAAGCACAUCCUGAAUAAACACGGGGACAAAAUUGAAGAGGUGAAGAAGGAGGUGGUUUUCUUCAACAAUUUCCUGAUGGAUGCCAAGAGGCCAUCUCUGCCAGAGAUUAAACUUCCUCCUCUUCCAACUCCCGGUCAAGGUUUGCUUUCGCCUGCCAUGCCAUUCCCUCCUCAAGGUCCUCAGGGCCUAAUGGCCUUUGCACAGCCCCGCCCCCCGCUGAUGGGCUAUGGUGGUGGACCCCUUUACCCACCUAACCAUUUUGGAGCCGGGCGAGGCAACUACGACAACUUUCGUGGACAAGGCGGAUACCUUGGAAAGCCACGCAACAUCAGAAUGUCACGCGGGGAUCCGCGAAACAUAAUUGAAUACCGGGAUUUGGAUGCACCGGAUGAUAUGGACUUCUUUUAGAAGGUUCACACAGCCCUGUUAGUUAUUUCUUACCCCAAUCUCUUUUUUUUUUCUUAGCUUUUCAUCUUGUAAUUACAUUGCAUUGUGUGUACACCCAUUACUCAAUAAAGCUGUCAAACCAUAA